Owenia fusiformis is the source of this 1499-nucleotide messenger RNA. Lineage: Eukaryota; Metazoa; Annelida; Polychaeta; Sabellida; Oweniidae. The record is from the annotation of a GenBank genome assembly.
AGAUCGAUUUAUGAACUCUUGGUGAUAACAGUCGAAGUCUCUUAAGCAUCAAUAAAAGAUCUAAAAAGAAAUAAAAGAUUUAACAACAAUAUCAAAUUGUAUAUAAAACUGACUUAGUAACUUUAUAUACAACCAGCUCCAGGUGUUAAUAACUUGAACAUUUGCAAAAUGGCCGAAUACAAAGUCCUACUAACAUGUCCUCCAAUGAUCGGAAGAAUUGAUGAGUAUCGUGAAAAGUUGUCUGAAUAUAACAUGGACAUUACUAUCCCAGAUUUUACUCAGGUGUUAUCUGUGAAAGAACUGAUUGAUCUUGUCCCCCAGUUUGAUGCUUGGAUCAUAGGGGAUGACCCGGCCACCGAGGCAGUCUUUAAGGCUGGGAAGGAAGGCCGUCUCAAAGCCGCAAUGAAAUGGGGUGUCGGGACUGACAAUGUUGAUUUUGAUGCCUGUAAUAAAUAUAACAUUCCUGUUAGUAACACUCCUGGAAUGUUCAAUAAUGAAGUCGCUGAUGUUGCUGUCGGUUAUGUGAUUGCCCUUGCCAGAGAGUUCAUGGCCAUUGACCGCAAAGUCCGCCAGGGUGGCUGGUAUAAGCCAUGUGGAAUGUCAUUAACUGAUAAAAAGGUUGCUCUGAUUGGGUUUGGUAACAUUGGAAGAUGCAUCGCUCAUCGCCUUCUGGCAUUUGGUCUUAAGAUCCACGCAGUUGAUCCGUUCUUUAGAAAGGAGAAUGGACGUAUAACAUGUGAUGCUGAUAUAGAGUUUAGCGAGUCUAUUCAUGCAGUUGACAUUUCUGAUUUGCAAACGGCAACAAGCAAUUGUGACUUCAUAGUCGUCUGUUGUGCCCUUACUCCCUCUUCCCAUCACUCCAUCAACAAAUCAGUCAUGAUGAAUGCCAAGCCAGGUGUCAAAAUUGUAAAUGUUGGAAGGGGCCCUAUAAUUAACCAAUCAGAUUUAGUUGAGCUGAUGCAUUCUGGGUAUGUCUCUGGUGCUGCUUUGGAUGUAUUUGAAGUGGAGCCAUUGCCGCAAGAUGAUGAACUACGUCAAUUUGAAAACACCGUGUUUGGAGCACAUAACUGCUCUAAUACUAAAGAAGCUGUGGAUCGCACAAGCUUCCUUGUCAUAGACAAAUUGAAGAAAUACUUGGAUGAAGACAAGUCAGACUAGUCUCUUGUAAUUGAGCUCUUAGAGGACUUUGAUAAAUUUGGACAUUGUUGGGUAUAAAAUAAUUGGGAAGUUGGGUAUAAAUGAAAUAUAAAAAGCCAACAAAAGUAAUUGUUAUCUACUUGAACCAGAAUAUAGCAUAUUUGUUUGAUCAAACCAAUUCUUUGUCUUAUAUUGAUGAAAUGAAUUUGUUGUUAUGUACAGUACAAGUCAUCCAUGAAGUCUUUGGUCUUCCCUCGUAUCUUGUAUAUUGUUACUGGCCUAGAGUUUUUGUUGAUUUGAAACUUAGGUAGUAUGAACAAGGACUUUGUUUAGAUUUUAGGCAAUAUUCAUCUCACCAUGGC